AUGUCUCGGCGCAAGCAGGCCAAGCCCCAGCAUCUCAAGUCGGACGAGGAGCUGCCGCCGCCGGACGGGGCUCCCGAGCACGCGGCCCCCGGGGAGGGCGCCGAGGACGCGGACAGCGGCAACGAGAGCCGGAGCGGAGGCGAGGACACACACGUGUGCGAGAAGUGCUGCGCUGAGUUCUUCAAGUGGGCCGACCUGCUGGCGCACAAGGAGGCCUGCACCAAGAACCCGCUGGUGCUGAUCGUGGGCGAGGAUGAGCCCGCCCCGCCCUCCGAGGACUUCCCCGAGGCAUCCCCGUCCAGCUCGCCCAGCGAGCGCGCGGACAGUGAGGCCGCUGAGGAGGUGGUGGCCGCCGCGGCCCCGGAAGGCGGGGAGGCCGCGGAGGCAAGGGCACCUGAGCGGGAGGACGAGCCCAUGGAGGGCUCGGGCGCGGCGCACGCGGGGCAGCCGCCUCCCCCGCCAGGCCCUGAGCCGGCCCCCGGGGCGGUCUAUGGCAUGCCCAGCACCAACGUGACCCUGGAGACCCUCCUGAGCACCAAGGUGGCCGUGGCGCAGUUCUCGCAGACCUCGCGGGCCGCGGGCGCGGCGGGCCCGGGCGGCGGCGUGGCGGCCGCGGCGCUCCCGCUGAUCCUGGAGCAGCUCGUGGCCCUGCAGCAGCAGCAGGUGCAGCAGCUGCAGCUCAUCGAGCAGAUCCGCAGCCAGGUGGCCCUCAUGAGCCGCCCGCCGCCGCCCUCCCGGCCGCCGCUGCACCCUGGGCCGGCCGCGCACCCCACCCUGCCGCUCUCGGCAGGCACCGGCCCCGCGGCCACGGCGCAGGGGCCCGCCGCCCCGCCGGCGGCCUACGAGGGCCCCCAGCACCUGGCCCCGCCGGUGUCCGCAGCCAGCACCCCGCACGUCCCGGGCGGGGGCCCCUCGGCGCCGGAGCCCGGCGCCCCCACGUGCUCCGGCGCCCCUCCGGCCUCCACGGCCUCCGCCCCAGCGGCCGGCGCCUCGGGGGGCGCCUCCCGGCCGCAGAACACCCCCACGCCCCCCGCCCUGGGGCCCGGGCCGCUGCUCAGCUCCGCGCCCAGCCUGCCAAGCCCACUGCUACCUCAGACCUCCGCCAGCAGCGUCAUCUUCCCCAACCCGCUGGUCAGCAUCGCGGCGACGGCCAACGCGCUGGACCCCCUGUCGGCCCUCAUGAAGCACCGCAAGGGCAAACCCCCCAACGUGUCGGUGUUCGAGCCCAAGGCCAGCGCUGAGGACCCCUUCUUCAAGCACAAGUGCAGAUUCUGCGCCAAGGUGUUCGGGAGCGACAGCGCCCUGCAGAUCCACCUGCGCUCACACACCGGCGAGCGGCCCUUCAAGUGCAACAUCUGCGGGAACCGCUUCUCCACCAAGGGCAACCUGAAGGUGCACUUCCAGAGGCACAAAGAGAAGUACCCACACAUCCAGAUGAACCCCUAUCCAGUGCCUGAGUACCUGGACAACGUGCCCACCUGCUCCGGGAUUCCCUACGGAAUGUCGCUGCCGCCAGAGAAACCGGUCACCACCUGGCUGGACAGCAAGCCGGCGCUGCCCACUGUGCCCACCUCAGUGGGGCUGCAGCUCCCGCCCACCCUCCCAGGCAUGGGCGUCAGCAGCUAUGUGGACUCUCCCAGCCUCACCCCCGCCAACCGCUCCCCGCAGCGGCCCUCGCCCGCAUCCAGCGAGUGCCCCUCUUUGUCCCCAGGCCUGACCAGCUCCGAGGCAGGCGUCCCAGUGGCUGCAGGGUCCCCUCAGCCGGCGCCCGGUGGAUCUUCCCUGCUCAAGACCGAGCCCGUGAGCCUGCCCUGCACAAAUGCCAGGGCAGGGGACCUCCCGGCCACGACGGGGCAGGUCUCCACCACGUCUGCCCUGGCGGACAGUGGCACAUCCCCAGGCCUCUGCAGCCCAGUCCUCCCGGCUGGGGCCGAGCCAUUUAAGGCCAAGUUCCCCUUCGGAGGGCUGCUCGACUCUAUGCAAACAUCCGAAACCUCCAAGCUGCAGCAGCUGGUGGAGAACAUAGACAAGAAGAUGACAGACCCCAACCAGUGCGUCAUCUGCCACCGCGUGCUGAGCUGCCAGAGCGCCCUGAAGAUGCACUACCGGACGCACACGGGCGAGCGGCCCUUCAAGUGCAAGAUCUGCGGGCGUGCCUUCACCACCAAGGGCAACCUGAAGACGCACUUCGGCGUGCACCGCGCCAAGCCGCCCCUGCGUGUGCAGCACUCCUGCCCCAUCUGCCAGAAGAAGUUCACCAACGCCGUGGUGCUUCAGCAGCACAUCCGCAUGCACAUGGGGGGCCAGAUCCCCAACACACCACUGCCCGAGGGCUUCCAGGACGCCAUGGACGCCGCACUGCCCUACGACGACAAGGCCGCCGACGCCCUGAGCGCCUGCGAUGACGACAUGGACGACAACUCCCUGGAGGACGACGCCGAGCUGAAGGAUGCGGCCGGCGACCCGAACAAGCCGCUGCUGGCCUUCUCAGGCUCCUGCCCACCCUCCCCGCCCUCUGUCAUCUCCAGCAUCGCUGCCCUGGAGAACCAGAUGAAGAUGAUGGACUCGGUCAUGAGCUGCCCGCAGCUGACCGCCCUCAAGUCCCUGGAGAACGGGUCUGGGGAGAGUGACCGUCUGAGCAACGAUUCAUCCUCAGCUGUGGGCGAUCUGGAGAGCCGGAGUGCGGGCAGCCCGGCCCUGUCUGAGUCGUCCUCCUCCUUGCAGGCUCUGUCGCCCGGGAACAGUAACAGCGAGAGCGUGCCCUCCAAGUCCCCGGGCCUUGUUGCCCAGGAGGAGCCCCAGGAGACCCCGCUGAAGACGGAGAAGCCAGACAGCCCGCCCCCCGGCCCUGAGAACGGAGGGGCCCUGGACCUGACGGCCACCCACCCGGGCCGGCCGGCCGCCAAGGAGGAGGCCCCCUUUAGUCUGGUGUUCCUGAGCCGCGAUCGGGGUAAGUGUGCGAGCACUGUGUGUCGUGUGUGUGCCAAGCCCUUUGCUUGCAGGAGCGCCCUGGAGAUCCACCUCCGCAGCCACACCAAGGAGCGGCCGUUUGUGUGCACGGCCUGCGGGCGCGGCUGCUCCACGCUGGGUAACUUAAAGCAGCACUUACUGACCCACAGGUUGCGAGAGCUGCCUCCCCAGUUGCUUGACCCCAACUUUGCUCUAGGUCCCGGCCAGGGCACCCCGAGCCUGGGCCCUGGCUCCACGCCCACCACCAUCAAAACGGAAGUGAACGGGCACAGCAAGGCCGGCCUGCUGGCCGAGGGUCCGCUGCUGCCGGCUGCCGUCCAGGUGCCCCCCGGGCCCCCAACGGUGAUGAGCCCCGGUCUCGCGCCCAUGCUGGCCCCCCCGCCGCGCCGGACGCCGAAGCAGCACAACUGCCAGUCGUGUGGGAAGACCUUCUCCUCGGCCAGCGCCCUGCAGAUCCACGAGCGCACCCACACUGGGGAGAAGCCAUUUGGCUGCACCAUCUGCGGGAGAGCCUUCACCACCAAGGGCAACCUCAAGGUGCACAUGGGCACCCACAUGUGGAACAACGCUCCCGCCAGGCGUGGCCGCCGCCUGUCGGUGGAGAACCCCAUGGCCCUGCUGGGCGGCGAUGCCCUCAAGUUCUCAGAGAUGUUCCAGAAGGAUCUGGCCGCACGGGCCAUGAACGUGGACCCCAGCUUUUGGAACCAGUAUGCCGCUGCCAUCACCAACGGGCUGGCCAUGAAGAACAACGAGAUUUCCGUCAUCCAGAACGGAGGCCUCCCCCAGCUCCCCGUAAGUCUCGGCGGGAGUGCCCUACCCCCGCUGGGCUCCCUGGCUGCCGGGCUGGACAAGGCCCGUCCAGGCAGCAGCCCGCCCAUCGCAGGGCUGGACAAAGCCAACUCGGACGCGGGAGGUGGCCGGCCGUUCACACGGUUCAUUGAGGAUAACAAGGAGAUUGGGAUUAACUAG
Messenger RNA from Dama dama (fallow deer), 3939 nucleotides. It is a transcript of the gene SALL3, whose product is annotated as spalt like transcription factor 3. Bases 1 to 3939 code for a protein of 1312 amino acids. Gene Ontology annotation, biological process: regulation of transcription by RNA polymerase II. Gene Ontology annotation, cellular component: nucleus. The transcript has 4 exons. Gene Ontology annotation, molecular function: DNA-binding transcription factor activity, RNA polymerase II-specific; RNA polymerase II cis-regulatory region sequence-specific DNA binding. The record is from RefSeq and is a predicted model, not a curated record. Lineage: Eukaryota; Metazoa; Chordata; Mammalia; Artiodactyla; Cervidae.